This is a messenger RNA of Rhinocladiella mackenziei CBS 650.93, 2061 nucleotides long. RefSeq lists its product as uncharacterized. NCBI's taxonomy places the organism in Eukaryota, Fungi, Ascomycota, Eurotiomycetes, Chaetothyriales, Herpotrichiellaceae. The coding region runs from base 1 to 2061 and encodes 686 amino acids. The record is from RefSeq and is a predicted model, not a curated record. The transcript has 2 exons.
AUGUCUGGCCCUGAUGACAUCGAUCUUCCCAGUCUAUAUGGCUCGAGUUCAUAUGGACUUGGUGAGCAGCCGCACAGUCGCCGAUCACUCAGGACAUUCGGGCACCUCCAUCGCAAAUCUGCCUCUGCGGCUUACAAUCCAAUCUUGACCCCUCAGGAGGAAUAUGGGAACCGAGCAUUACCGGCUCGAGAUAAGCAAGCGCCGCCAUCUACAACGUUGGGCCCUGGCAGGAUAGGGAAAUUCGGAGCGGACUUGGUCUUGGAGAUUAUUGUCUGCGCCUUCGCUGUCCUCGUCGCUGUGCCCUUCUUGUGGUUGGCGAUCACAAUGGCCAAGUUCGAUCACGACGAGGUCACCGACUCCAAAACUGACUUCAUCAAGCAGGCCACAAGCACGGCUUCUACCCUUUUCACCAUCCUCUUCGCCGCCGUAUUAGGCUCCAGUCUCAAACGGUUUGCCACAUGGCGCCUCGAGAGAGGGAUUCGACUGGGUCUCUUGGAACAGAUCAUGCAAAGUCGAACGGUUUUCCAAGCCGUGACCACUCAACUCUCGUUUCGAGCCUUCAAUCUCACAGCCUUGAUUCUCUUGAUAAGCUGGACAUUUUCGCCUCUAGGCUCUCAAGCCUCACUUCGACUAAUCUCCACUGGCACCGAGCUCACCACGGAUACUGGUCUGGUCAGCUACGUUGACACCAUCACCAAUCAGGUGUUUGAUUCAGUUUCCGGAGUUGAUUCACUUCUGACGGCGCUCAAACCGACAUAUGUCAGCUCCGUCCUUGGACCUAAUAGCACCAAAUCUGGAACCAUGGAUCUUUGGGGCGCUGUCAGGAUCCCGUGGCUGGUGGAAAAUGCAGAAAAAGAUGCUGAUGGAUGGACAAAUUUGUCCAAGUCAAAUCUAACGGAAGGUUCGUACACCUCGUUGGUGGGUGUGCCUGUCGCAUCCCUGGCGAAUCGCAACGCCAGUUUCGUGAUCGAAACAACUUAUAUGAACCUGGAUUGCGAUAAGCCCCAAAAUGAGUCCCUGGUCGACAUCAAUUUCAAUGUCACGUCGGGAAAUGGGACAUUCCUUGGCCCCAACACCACGAGUCCAGACGACAGUGCCAUCUAUCCAUCCUGGCAGGUCGCCAUGAACCAAUUCGUGAGCAACAGUCUAUACUUUUACGGCUACCCGGAACUGUUGGUCAAUGUUUCAGAUGCCGAUAUCCCGCAGGCGACCUUUCUUUUCCAAACUCGAGGCCCCUGGGUCGCGCGCUGCCAAAUCAACCAGAUCUAUGUCGAAUCAAAUGUGACGUGUGAAGCGGUAACUGAUUCUCAAAUUCCAGUGUGCUCGGUUUCAGCGCAGCGCAAGUCUCCAAAGCGGCAUGCUCCGUCAACUGUCACCACCCUCAGUUUCCCGAGUACUUUCGAUUACAUGACAUCGGAAUGGAUUCUGGCGACCGAUCCGCUGUUGAGUUCUGGGUACUCCUCUUUGAGUGAGUACUAUCUGCAAAAUACGACAGCCGCGUUCAUCUUGAGUGGAAAUGACCGCGAGUAUGCAGACUAUGGUAAUGUGACGGCUCAACAGUUCUCCCAACGUCUCGGGCAGCUUCUCAACACCUGGGUGCUUGCGGGUCAAGUAUCCGCUAAUGCGAUGGAAUAUUCUUUAAGCCACCGCAAUAGCACGGCGACGUACACCGUUGCACAUGCCGUCUAUCUCUGCUCAUGGACAUGGUUGGGCGUGUAUUGUGCUUCUAUCGCCGUUAUGUUGACCGCCGGAGCCUUUAGUAUCUGGUGCGCUUUCCAUACGACCGUACCGGACGUAUUGAGUUAUUGUUCGUCGUUGACUCGGGAUUCCAAAUUCUUCGAAUUUGCAAAGGGAGGCAGUACCUUGGAUGGUCUUCACAGAGCCAAAACGCUCCGGAAUGUUCAGGUCAAAUUUGGCGAGGUUGUUGACCCCUCUGAUGAUGGGUUCCGCAAUGACUUUGUCAAUGAGAUUGGCUCGAGGCCUAACGACGGAAUGGGAUGUUUGGCCAUAGCACCUCCGGAGUACGUACGGGCGCCCAAAAGGGGCUUGUUGUAUGCUUAG